Mollisia scopiformis is the source of this 1806-nucleotide messenger RNA. RefSeq lists its product as uncharacterized. The coding region runs from base 1 to 1806 and encodes 601 amino acids. The record is from RefSeq and is a predicted model, not a curated record. NCBI's taxonomy places the organism in Eukaryota, Fungi, Ascomycota, Leotiomycetes, Helotiales, Mollisiaceae. The transcript has a single exon.
AUGGACGAGGCGACUCGGUUGGUAACAGAGCUCCAGUCGAAAUUGGUCGAGCUCGAUCAGCGCAUCUGGCAGUACCGACGAGACAUGGCUUCAGAAUUCGACAAGUACGCGGAAGAUUUACUGCGCGACGUUCCUAAAGAAGUCUCCGAAACUGUCUCCAAAAGUAUCGCAGAGUCAAUGAAGGGAUGCAAGUCUUUAUAUCCUGACAGCGAGGCCCCUUUUGAGUCAUGCGCGACAGGCACCCACAUUCUCCCAAAUGGCAAUAAUAUACAGCAGCCUUCCGUCUCUCCAGCUCCGAUCUCUUUCUUGCGACCAGCAUCAAACGAGGAAGACAGUCCGCGGAGUCCGCACGAGCGAGAGAAGGAGUUUCGAGGACUGUUCACUCCAAGUUACCUCCCACUUCUUGACAGUACAAAUCGCAACGAACGCAGAUCGAGUGCCGACCUAGCUUCCCCACCUCCUGGCAACAUAAGCCCACAACCAAAAGCAAUGGAUCCCUUACAUGUCGACGCAAGUACAGAUACCAGAUCGUUGGUGACCUCACCAGAAACAACCCGCCCUUCAACCCCAAGACGAAGAAAUACAGACGAGGCGUCCGUGGGUUCAGAUUGGAGUGAGGGUACAGCAAGACGCAGUGCUCUCCGACGAUCCUCGAGUUCUUCUAGGCAUAGUCCGCGCCGAGUCCGCUUCGAGGUUGCCGGCGAAGAAGUCCUACCUACGGCAUCCCCUCGAGCUACAAAGUCGGUCUUGACAGAAGAAAUACCUCCUACACUUGGUGACGAUAUGGAUGAGGAGGCUGGAUCUGAGCAGAUUGAGGAUGUUGAUGAAGCACCACCAAAGCGUAUCUCGUCAUCGCAGGCAUUGAGAGCAUUGUCACGGUCACCUUUAGUGGACGAUGGCACUACAUGGACCACCGUCACAGCACCACCAGAUGGUUCAGCUUCUGUGGCUACAACUAAUGGGUUUUCAUUAGGCGAAGAAGACGACAGUCCGCCAUUGGGCAAUGGUAUUUCACAAUUGGGAUCUAGUGAUGCUCUGGGUCCUUUGGGAGCGGGUAGCAGCUUGGGUCAACUGGCGGUGAAUAAUGGAAUUACCAAGAAUGAGGUAGAAACCACUUCUGAUGAUGAUUUGCUUGAUAUGCCUCUUUUGAGACGUCAAGGUCCGUCUCCAGCAAGCAUGCUCUCACCUGUCAAGAUGCUUUCACCAGCAAACCCAACAGACAUCAGUAACAACAAGUCGCCAACGGCAUCGACGAGACCAAGCAGAGCUUGGCAAGAUCUGGAGAACCUCGGUCACCACCACACAGGAUCUAGAGGCGAGGAUUUGAAGUUCGAUGCUGGGGAUGAUGACGAGAUGUUCAACUUCGACGAGAAUGCUGAACGCCAAAGCUCACCAGCUGGUCAAGACGAUGAGGAGUAUGACGAUUUCGACACCGAUGCACCAGUCUCCCCCAUUUCCAAGGAAUCUGUCAGCAGAUUCUCAACUUCACCAGCACGUGACAUCAUUCGUCCUUCCCCACCAAAAAAUGCCGUUCCCACUACAAAGGGUGUUGUUGGAUCCUACAAAGGCCAUCCAUUCAGUAUGCCGAUCGUCAGCCCAGAUAUCCAUGCACAAGCAGCAAGUUUGGGAGAUGUGAACACAUUCGUAGGAAGUGUUGAUGGCCGCAGCGGAGUCGACGAAAGUGACCUCAAGAGCUUCAAGAUGUCUGGUGGUAUCGGUAGCUUCUCCGGCACCCCAAGAAGUCUGAGUGAGCGAAUGAUUAUGGAGGAUAUGAGACAAGCAGAGGCUGCUAAGAAGGGUGAAUAA